UUUAUUCUGCAUGCAACGAAAUACAAGGAACAUAAACAAUAAACAAAAGAGAUUUUGGAGCAUGGGUGAGUGAGUGGAGAGACGAGCCAUGUCAUCUGUAUAGUGGCAACUCAACGUUGAAAAAGAAUUGCUGCACAUGCUCCCAGCAUAUACAAUAAAUAGAAAGAGACCCAAAAUGCAAGAAAGAACUUCACAGUGUCAUACAUAUCAAUUGCUGCUGCCGACUGAACAUUCAGGUGUGUGACAAUGGUCAGCAAAAAGUUUAAGCAGGAGAGUGAAAUGAGCGCGAGGGGAACCACCGACUCGCGGUGGGCAUUCGUGUAGGGCAGGAAGUUUAAGCAGGAGAGUGAAAUGAACACAAGGGGAGCCACCGACGCGCAAAGGGAAUUCAUGUUGGCAAUUCCUUUCUGCAACAGGUGUAUCCUCUCAAUGUAUGCAGUAAAUAAUCUGAACUGCUACUCGCAUUGAUCAUUCUAUCUGCAUGCCUUAAUUUAUGGCGAUAAGUCGCCUACAUGUGGGCCCCAGGUAUUGGGCAACCCCCACAACCUCCUUCCACUUCACUGGUUUGUAAGUGGCAAAAGAUGCGACAGUGACCCACCACCUGCACUCAAGACGGUUUCCCCUUCCUUUCACCACCUGAGGGAAACGCUGCUCAAGUAGACACGUGGUUGGCACGUACCAGGCAAGCAAUGCUAUUUAAGAAUGCCCUUUCUUCGCACCCAGUCCUCUUGUAGCUCUCUUGAGCAGAGAGCAGCACCAUCUCUUUGCAAUUGUUGCAAGGUACCAUGUGCUGUUGCAGUUCAGAAUUUUUGUUGUGCAGUAUAAGCACAAGUUAAGGAUGCUGCACAUAUAGGGCUAGUCUAACCUCCCAAAGUCAACACUUGCAUGGUUCAGCCUGCUCAAGGAGGAAGAGGUGGCCAAAUGUUCACAGCGGCUGUUCAAAGUUGCCAAUCCCCAGUUUGUGUGUUGUCAGCUGCUUUUGUAGCUGCAAGGAUGGGCUCUUUGUUUCACAUUCACAAACAACAAGAAGCAAAAACACACAGUACAGAGGGGCAAAGUACAUGUGCGAAACAGCACUAGCUGUCGUUAAACUUGUGCCUCAAGUAAAAGAAAACGAAAUUUGGUUGGGGAUUUGCACAGGUCUUAGUCUGAAAUGUGGGUGAAUACAGACAGUACAGACGCUAGUUGCUUGUCGGUACAUGUCUUGUCACAACUCGCUUGCAACAAGCCUUUCUGUGAAUUUUGUGCAGUCGGUUCCUUUUUUGACGUUGCUCCGUUUUUAUGUGCAGCUGUUGUCCCAGUGAACAUUUACAGGCAGCGCUUUUAAGUUCAGACAUAAUUGUUAUAAAAUGGUGACUUCUGCGGCAGAGUUUCCUGUUGGGCAGCGUGGUAUAAUGCAUGGUAUACAGAUGUUCUGGCCCAUCAUAUGGUGGCAUGCUUGCUGUUAGUAUGACUGUCAGAGUGGGUUCACACCUCAAUCACUUGAAUUGUGUGUUCAAGGUCAUCGUGAGCAUGCUAGGUGUGGAUACUGGAAGGACUUUCCAGAAAGACAAGAAGUGUUGAUUACCAAACUAUUUUUUGUUUUGCUGCCCGGCGCUGCAUGGUUUCUUGAGGCUUUCAUCAGAACCCAGUGCAUCACAGACGGCGCCAAUGACUGCGCCAUACAACACUGCUGUCAGUGUGCCAAAGAUGGGCAAGAUGAACACCGAACACAAUGGAUCCAUUGACUGCAUUGCUAGUGUUGCAGAGAUAAAUGCUUAACCUCUUGUGUGCUAUUCCAUUAUCCCAGAUUCUGACCAAAAAUGACCUACUUUUUUUUAUUGAAAAAUUUUUUAUGAAUGACUUGCGAUGUUUUAAGGAGUACUGACAUGAUAUUUUUUACAAUUCAUUUUAUUGUUUUAAGUGAAGGUCCUAGAGCUCUAAACCAUAGAAAAAGAUAGUGGCAAGCCUCAGAUUGCUGUAAAUAAUUUAAUAUAAGAGCUUUGCCACAACCAAUUUUGGUUUCAUUUCCAGAACAAUACUGUGUCAUGAUGUCACAACACAGUAGGUGGCCACAUGAGAGCAGCACAACGCAACAUUUUUACACUUGGUCCUACUCGCUCGUUUGUCCGCUAUGCUGCUGCAUUGGCCCUCACAAUGAGUAGCAGCAUACGGGACGACCGAGAGAGCGAGAAGGAGUGUCAAAAUGUUGCAAUGUCCCUCAUACUGAUCGUGAAGUGCACUGCUUGUUUAGCUUAAACCAAUUAUUUAAUGCCAUAUUAAAUAAUUAUCAGUCCUCUGAGGCCGGUCAGUAUUUUUUCUAGGGUUUAGAGAUCUAUGACUUUCAUUCAAUGUAAUAAAUGAACAUUUGAAGUUGUCAUGCCAGUACCCCUUUGACUGAUUGUUCAAAAUCUCGGCUGUUAUGUAAACCUGAAGGUUAACUGCACUGUAUCAAUACCGCGUAAUGGGCAUGAAAAGAGCACAUGAAACUCGACAUUUGCCUGCAAAGUACGCUUUAAAAUAUUUCAGUGGGUCACCUGUUUCUUCCACAUCAAACAUCUUGACAAGAGAUCAAAAACUGGAAGCUAGUUGGGCGUUCAGGGGCCUUGUUCUGCGUUUGUUCACAUUAAAAAAAGUGAUCAGGUGUCUGCCAUACCAUCUACUUUGCUAAUAAGCAGAAGGAAAGCUGCGUAGCCACCAUAUAAGAACCCUCACAGAAUAUCAUUAACGAUUAAAAACUCGGCAAUUCCAAUGACCACUUCGGAAUAACGUAGCUGCAAGCGUGGUAAGCUAUACAUUCAUAGAAAUGGAUGAUUGCAGUGUAAUGUUGACUUCGUUACUGAGGUGCUUUAUCCUAUGUUGUUCCUUUUUUCUUUCUCUCUCUUUUUCCUUUCUUUUUCAGAAAUUUCUAAUGGAGCACAAAAAGAAGAGCAGCUGGCUGCCAUGACAUCGGACUUGGCUAGUGAAGAUGGCAGCAGCCAGCGCAGAAGGCGGCAGAAGCGGCGGCGUGCCGCGAGAUUAAUUUCUUCAGAUGGGAAGAGAGUGUGUGGUGCAGACAACGGUGACUUUUCACAAGGCUCAGAGGAAACUUCAACACAGUUGCUUCUUCAAGCAAACUUUGUUCCCCGUCCCAGUCCUCUAGCCCCACUGAGUAGCACCACUAGCCGCUCGACUGAUGUGCCUUCCCUGGCGAUGACCUCUGAGCACGCUGGAUAUUCAGCCAUGCCUACAUCAUCAGUGCAAGGUCAAACUUACAGAGAAAGGAAUUCGCAGAUGUCAAGACGGCAGAAGAAAAUUCUGAAGGAGUUGGGAAAGAUGACAGCAGAGCUCUCAGCACAUGUAGACAUAUUAAACAAGUUGGAACUGUCGUCGUACUCACUGCAAGCGCAUGCCCAGACUGCCAAACCUGUUGACCGCGGCAUGCUCGAUGUACUACCAUUGACAUCCCAUGAAGGGUUGCAGGAGCUCGAGAAUCGACUCUCUACUGCCCAGAGUAGGGCUAACCUUGUCUCCUGCCUGUCAACAAUCGGAGGAUCAUCUCCACAGGAUUCCAUGCACCACGUAAUGCAGACGUGCAUGCAAGACAGCUAUGCCCAAAAGUUUAGCAUGACGGGGAGGAAAGGGAAGAAACCAUUCAUGGGCCUUCAACUUUUCAGUGCCAUGAUCGAGGCAGUGAAGAAGAACUUCCCCGAUGCCACCGACAUGAUGCUGAGGUCAUAUGCUGCUGACUGGCUGCGUUACGCUCCUUCAAGGUUUCAGAGAAGCAUUGGAAUGCACCGGAGGAUGCCACCUGUGCCGGCACGAGUAGCAUAGAGAACCUAUCAGUUCUGGAGCAAAGGUUUCAGGAACAAUAAAGUGACUUUUCCCAUGCAAG
Messenger RNA from Dermacentor albipictus, 3853 nucleotides. The record is from RefSeq and is a predicted model, not a curated record. Lineage: Eukaryota; Metazoa; Arthropoda; Arachnida; Ixodida; Ixodidae.